Messenger RNA from Parasteatoda tepidariorum (common house spider), 1622 nucleotides. The record is from RefSeq and is a predicted model, not a curated record. Lineage: Eukaryota; Metazoa; Arthropoda; Arachnida; Araneae; Theridiidae.
GAUGACCUUGUCCGUUUUGGCGGCCGAAAAGGUUUGUUUUCCUUCUUUGAUCGACUCCGCGUAAUUAGGGAUUAUUUAUGAACCGUUUGUUGAAUAGUCACAGAGGAAAAAAUAUUCCGUCCGGGAAAUAAUUAUGAGCGUCAAAACAGAUGUUACAAUGGAAGAAAAAAGAAGAUUGCUGAUUGCAGAAAUGGCACCCUACACUGCCGAAAUAUUAAAUCCCUUCUCAUUGCAACAGAAACUUUCGUACAACCAAAUGUUUAAAGUGUGUUUCUUGUCGCUGACACUGUUGCCAAUUCGACUGUUGCUCAUGGCUGUUGUAUUAGCCGCUGCAUGGUUGACUGGUCUUUGCACCCUUCAUGGCUUGACAGAAAAUCAAAAAAUUGGCCUAGACCCUAUAAGUGGAUGGAGACGGUGANGGGCUAAACCUUUCAUCGUUGGUCUCGCACGCUUCAUGUUCGUGAUUGGUGGCUGGUACUGGAUACCACAUAAAGGUCAGAGGGCAUCAAGGGAAGAAGCUCCCAUCCUCUUAGUCAUGCCUCAUUCCUCCUUCCUGGACACGGUGGUCGUCAUUGCGCUUGGAUGUCCUAGUAUGGUUGCCACAGACGCCACUGAAAAUGCCCCUUUUUUUGGAACACUAGUGAACUACAUGCAGCCAUUGUACAUAAAAAGCAACAAUCCCGAUUCUAGACGGCAGAUUUCCAGAGACAUUCUCUCUCGUGUCACAUCCAAGAAGGAUUUUGAACAACUUCUCAUUUUCCCAGAAGGUGGUUGCGGAAACAGAAGAGCUCUGCUGCAGUUUAAACUAGGUGGUUUUUCACCUGGAGUGCCAGUUCAACCUGUAUUCAUACGUUACAGAAACUCCACAGACACAAUAACUUGGAGUUGGGAUGGUCCAAGCGGGUGGAAGCAGCUGUGGUUGACGUUGUCUCAAAUCUACAUUCAUUGCGAACUGGAAUUUCUUCCUGUCUACAGACCUUCGGAAACGGAACGAGCAAAUCCACGUUUAUUUGCCGACAAUGUACAAAGCUACGUAUCAAGGAUGACAGGUACUCCAAUUACGAAAUUCUGUUUAGAAGAUGCAAGAUAUUUGAAUAUCGCAAAAAAUAUGCAACUUCCGCAAACUGCUGCUAUGGCGAAAUUUUUGAGACUGCAGAAAACUGUAGGCUACUUUGAUCCAAAGGAGGAGAAGUUAUCAGGCAAAAUAUCAACAAUUGGAGAUGCCAAUGCAUUCUCUGUAUAUUUAGGUUUGGAACGCUGCCCCGAAGUUGUGAGAGACUUUAGCCGUUUAAUAGAUCAACGACACACAGGUGUCAUAGAUUUCAGAGUCUAUGUAGCUACACUCUGUCUUUUAAGGGACGACUUGACGACAGAAGGAAAAUUGCAAGCCGCUCACCAGAUACUUGGUUCAAAGCCAGAUGAGCAUUUGGCAACUUUACUUCUCAUAUGGAAGGGAAUACCUGCUUCUGUUUGCUGGACGACGGCACAUUCCAUUUUUGAUCAUAAAAAUGAAAAAGAGGAUAAAGAGUGGAACUGAUAGAACAUCAACACAUAUGUAUAUAUUAUGUCUUUUUUUUAUGUGUGUAUUUUGUGAUACGUUAUUUUUUUAAUAAAUAGAAGGG